Naegleria gruberi is the source of this 498-nucleotide messenger RNA. RefSeq lists its product as uncharacterized. The annotation marks the transcript as partial. The transcript has 3 exons. Lineage: Eukaryota; Heterolobosea; Eutetramitea; Acrasida; Naegleriidae. The record is from RefSeq and is a predicted model, not a curated record.
CUAGAUGGUGAGUGGAUUGAAAGAUCAGGAAGAAUUUGGAGAGCCACACAAUUCGGUAAUACCUUCCAAUGGGUUCAAGAUGGUACUAAUAGAAAUGCUACUGGUAUAGCUGUGCCAUUGAACGGGGGAUUACAAUGGGUCUUAUUUGCAACAUUUGAUGGACAUGCCAAUAUGAAGUUUGUUCCUUCAGUUGAUGGGUCACAAUUAGUAGCAACUAAUGAGACCUUUACUAGAAUUCAUUCUAUGAAUUAUUCAACUGGAUUGUCUCAACCAGCUUCAACUGUUUGGAAAUGUACUAUGCAUGAAGGAGGACAUUUUGUUUUGAAAAAUCAAACCGAUGGAAGAAUUUGUGAUACCUACACUGUUCGUGAUAACAAUAGAAAUGUAUUUGUAUUGUAUUUGGUUUUCCAAAAUCAAGGAAGUGAACAAAUUCUUAAGGUUGAAACUAUGGAUAUUAAUACAUGGCAAUUGCCUAAUGGUGAUUGUUUUAGAAGAACU